This is a messenger RNA of Varanus komodoensis (Komodo dragon), 3962 nucleotides long. RefSeq names its product RIC3 acetylcholine receptor chaperone (gene RIC3). The transcript is spliced from 6 exons. The record is from RefSeq and is a predicted model, not a curated record. Gene Ontology annotation, cellular component: neuron projection; intracellular membrane-bounded organelle; neuronal cell body. Gene Ontology annotation, biological process: protein localization to cell surface; synaptic transmission, cholinergic. The coding region runs from base 14 to 1219 and encodes 401 amino acids. Lineage: Eukaryota; Metazoa; Chordata; Lepidosauria; Squamata; Varanidae.
GCCCCGGCCGGCCAUGGCGUACUCGACGUUCCGCAGGGUGGCCCUGGCCUCCUGCGUGGUCUUGUGCGUGUCGCUGCUCCUGCCCAAGGUUUUCCUUCCGCGGGGCUGGAGGCAGCAGGAGCCCAGUGGCGGCGCGCCGCCCACACCGGCUGGCGGGCCCGAGGGGAAGGCUGGUUGGUUUCCUCCAACAAUGCGUCCUCAGGUCUUUCCAGAAGUCAAACUGCCUGCUACCCAUUUUCCAAGAUCUCAUCUUGCAGAAGCCGUUGCCAAGGCCAAGGGUGGUGGUGGAGGAGGAGGAGCAGGAGGAGGAGGAGGCAGCGGCAGCGGAAGAGGUCUUGUGGGACAAGUCAUCCCAAUAUAUGGAUUUGGGAUCCUUUUAUAUAUAUUGUACAUUCUUUUUAAGCUUUCUUCUAAAGGGAAAACCAUGGCAGCCGAACGGACGUGUCCUUCGGUAUCUGGGAAUACAAACAGGAAGAUCACUGACUAUGAGCUUGCCCAGCUUCAAGACAAGCUGAAAGAGACGGAAGAGGCCAUGGAAAAAUUAAUCAGUAGAGUGGGACCCAACUGUGAGAGCAGAGCCCAAAAUUCCACAACUAACCAAGAGAAAAGGCUGCUUCAGCAAUUGCGAGAAAUUACUAAGGUCAUGAAAGAAGGCAAGCUCAUAGAUGGAAUCUCCCCAGAGAAAGAAGCUGAAGAGGCUCCUUAUAUGCAGGACUGGGAAGGUUAUCCAGAAGAGACCUAUCCUGACUAUGAUCAUUCUGAUUGCUUCAAGCGCAGACAGGACACAAUUCUUGUGGAUUACCCUGACCCAAGCCAGCCUUCUGCUGAAGAGAUAGCAGAGCGAAUGGAGUUUGUGGACGAUGAGGACUGUUUGUGUAGUGAAACCCUUUUGUCUGCUCUUGCCAUAGUGAAUGACGGCCUUGCAGCAGGACAGGAGAAGGACCAGUGUGUUCCAUUCAGCAACCAGUGUGAGACUGACCACCACUUGGAGAAGUGCUACUGUUGUUACUACGAGGACGACGACCCUGCUGUGAUAGCGGAGAAUGCAGGGUUCUGCUCCGAUAGCUGCAGUGAGACAGAAGAGGCAGCAGCAGGGGAGCAGCUGGUGGAUUCUGACCUUGCGAAUGCAGAACCCAGAGAACAAAACGAUGGAAAUCCUGAUGGAAUUGGCAUUCUGAGAAAGCGAAACACAAAGGGACUCGAGUUGCUGGAACACUGAGCAUUGUGUGUCGCCAUGUCACUUCUAUAGGCUGUGAGCUCGGCUUUUAGGGCAAGCGCUUAUCUUCUCCAUUGUGUACUCAGCUGAAAUCCCAUAGCAGUAGGCAGGUGGAGGCAGCCCAUUCAGGUACUAUUAAGGGCAGCUAAUUAUCCAUUAUUAUAUUUGAAUGCUGUAGGAGGUACAGUGUAGUUUUUGUUUGCCUUUGCUUGGACUGGCCUUUGCUAGCAGACACAAGCCUUUCCAUGUUUCUUACUAAGUGAAGUUUUAGAAAGUGAUGGGGGUGUCCUGGUACCAGCCCUCUCAUGUAAAGUCUUCUUUUUCUUGGCUGAUCAGCAAAGUACUAUUGUACAAAUCAGCGGAGUGACCCUCCCAUGUUCUCUUCCUGCACAGUGAACGGAGAGCAGGGAUCUUUUCCCCAUAUCACCAGUGCAUGAUUAAGGGGAAUGAACAGUCUGUCUCGCCUCAUCUAUGGCUCAGCAUUUGCAUCUCUUCCUUUAAAACAUGGCUUGUGCCCACACCAUACUUAACUUCUAAGAGUAAUGUUUUUAGUCUAAUGGAUGAGGGAGGAGAAACAAAGCAGUUGACGGGCCAGUGUGUGCUGUGGUGAAGCCAAACGCAUCUGGUGGUGUGGUGCUUAGCGCGUUAGGCUGGGGAGAUCUGGGUUCAAGUCCCCGCUUGGUCAUGAAGUUCACUGGGAGACCUUGGGCCAGUCAGUCAUUCUCAGCCCAAACCACCUCACAGGGGUGUUGUGAGGAUAAAAGGGAGCUAGGCAAGAUGCCUGAAAUUCUUCACAAAAGAAGUUAGGGGAGAAAUGCAGUGUAAUGUCAUCUGCAAAAUUUUAGUAGCAAACAAGGGGGUGCCCAUGGAUUAAACAGUAGCAGAGAAGCUCUCUCCUCCUCUGAGGCCCCAGAUUACAUGUGCCACAGUCACUUGUGACUUUAUUCCACUUUUUUGAACAGUAAAAUGCAGGUGCAGAGGCUACUAGCUAGAAUGGAAGACCAGUGUGGGGAGAGAGGAGUUUCUUAUUCAGUCCCCUAUGCAUUUUUCCACUAAAAUGGUUUUUGUUUUUCUAGUUUAACAUUGUAAUUAUUUAUAAAUUAUGAUAAAUUAUUUAUAUUUAGUUAUAUUUUAUAUGUUAUAUUUAUUUCUUAUAUCGCUUCAAGGAUUACUUUUCCCACCUGAGAGCUUGGCUUUAGACAGAAGACAAGAAGAAAAAUCAGUUUUUUCCUAUGCCAAGUUUUUUGCAGUGCAGUCCUAUGGCGCAUGCUUGCUCAGGUGUAAGCUCCACUGUGGUGUUUGCUCUCAGGAAAGAAUAGAUAGAUUCAGGCAGGCAACUAACCAUGUCUAUUCAGGAGGUCCUAUUACAUUCAGUGAGACAUAUGCCCAGAUAAAUGUGCAUAGCAUUGUUCUAUGUGGGAGUAAGCCCAGCAUAGUUGCAGUUCACAUGGUCAAACAGCCCACAGUUAAUAAAUCGUGAGGUCUCUGUGCGCAUGAAUAAGGAAUCGUAGCUCCCACCUGCUCACUAAUUUCUGUUCUCUGAAACACUCAAGGACCACCCUCUCCCUGGGUUGUUGCUGUACCAUGUGAACCCAGAACACUUGGGAAUGUUUGGGGUUAAACAACUCAUAGUCGUUACAUGUCAACCAGGUCUUCUUUCAUACUGAUAUAUCAUACAGAUGUGUCAGACAGAUUAUCUAGCUGUGAAUAUCUUCAGAAACAGUGUUUGAACUAAUUCCACAGAAGUGUUCUGACUAAUGCAUAGUGUUGCAUUUCAGCAGUUAAAUUGUAAUAGAAAAGUGGGAAGGAUGAAAUGGAGUGCAAGUUGCUUAAAAAUUGUGUCUUCUCUCACACAUAAGGAUAGCAUAGAAAAGAAGAUACCUCUCUCUGUGUGUAACAUUUAUAGCGUCUACUGUCAGUAAGUUUGCCAGGUAACCCCCCUCCACCAAACUUUUACUAAGCAGGGGUUGGAAUAUACAAAGUUUGACCAGCAGAUUUUUUGUUUUAGAAGCUCCCGUUCCAGGAAUAAGGGACUUAGAUAAUUCCGAUCGACACACGCCUUCAACAAAGCCUAUUUUUUUUAAAUUGUUCAUCUUUUCAACACCAUUUUGUGGCUUAUGGAAACCUACUUUGAAAUUAGUUUGUAAUAUUGAGUAAUGGAAUAUUGUAGCAGAAAUAUUUAAGUAUUUUUAAUUCAUAUUUAUUUUAACUUAUUUAUUUAUUUGAAUAAAGUGUGGGGCAACAUUUCAGUACAACUUUUCUUUGUGUCAAUGUAAGUUUUUGGGAAAUAGUAGAAAAUAAUGAUAGACUGUUACAAGUUUCUGUUUUUGAGGCUGAAGUGGAUUAUGGUUUCCACUUCUUAUGCUUUUAACAGCUACAUGGUAGGCAGAAAUUUUACAGGAAUGCAACUGCAGCAAUUCAACUGAGGAAGAUGUUCAUGUUCACCAACUAGACAGGAAUCCUAUCAGGAAAAAUAGGUGGCAGGAUUAAGACGGAAGUGGUUAUUGUUAGCUAAGUGAGUAACUUAGGCAUGUAUAGUAAAUGAGUAAGAAUAGUUGCAAAAGAAGCAUGUAGGAUAAUUGGGGGGAAAUACACAACCGCUUGAAACAAAUUCAAGUUUUAAUUUUUUUUCUCACAGAUUUUCUGUAUUGACAUAUACUGUAAUCUACAACAUACACAACGUAAUUAUGUGAAAAUACCAAAUUAGUUAUACACAUACUGAUAAAUAAAUACAUUUGCUUCAGAA